Chrysemys picta bellii (western painted turtle) is the source of this 761-nucleotide messenger RNA. NCBI's taxonomy places the organism in Eukaryota, Metazoa, Chordata, Testudines, Emydidae. The record is from RefSeq and is a predicted model, not a curated record.
UAUGAAAUGCUUGCUUUCAUGUGUCAGUGGUGCACAUUUUAUAGAACUCAUACAGUCUUGUUCUUUUCUCUCAUGUGCAGCCUGCUCAUCUCUCCAGCAUGUGGAAAGUGGCACUUCUGGUUCUGGGUACUAUACUUACUCUGAGGGGGUUGGCAAAGGGGGCUCCGCUGAGGCCAGAAGAAAAAUGGAAACCUCUGGACAAUCCCAGAAACCGAGAUCUGUUUUUCAGAACACUCCAGGGUUAUUUUUCGGGAAGAGGUCUUGAUCUGAGAAAGUUCCUAGAUACUUUCUCCAUGAAUAAUGACAGACCCAGGCCUGUAGCUAUCUACUCGGAUCCCACUGCUUCUGCAUUUGCAGAUUAUGAAGAAAAGAAAAAAUUAUUUCAGAACUACUUCAAAGGCUGAAAGAAGCUGCUGACCAAGGUGGUUACUUUUGGACUUCAUGUGAAUUGGAAGCAUACAUGGCAAAAUGUUACUGCUUUGGGGUUUCUAACUAUUAUCUGACAAUUUAACAUUUUCUUCAGCAUCCGAGUCUUAACAUAUACAAAUCUGACAUCUGGCUGCAAUUGCCAUAUUUGCUCACUUUUCAGGUGGUGAGGUAUGGAUGGUUGUGAAGAUUGGUCUGACAAGAUUUUACUUGUUGAAAUGUAAAUGAAGGAAAAGUUAAAUCUGAUGUAGUAUGUCUGACUAUUCCUAAUUGUCUUUGUCAAGGAAUGUAAAUAAAUGUUACCUUUUAAAUUGAUUACAUCUAGGUUUUAGAUA